AUGCUUCGAUUACGUUUUCGUGCAUCAUGGUUACCAGCUGAACAUAAUCAAUUUUGGACAAUUAUUGAUUUUACAACAACAAAUAUAAUAACAAUAAGUGACUUAUUAGAAUAUUUCAUUGAACAACAAAAACUUUUUGCUAAUUAUUAUGAAUUUCAUUUAUCAAAACGAUCAACAAAAUUAAAAUAUCUUAAAGCAUUUGUUAAUGAUUAUGUUUUACCUCCACAUGCUCAAGUAAAUCAAAUUUUACGUGAUAAUGAUGAAAUUGACUUUCGUUUAGAAAUCGAUGCACAAACUGAUUGGCUGAGUGUUAAAUCACCUCCAACAUCGAAAAGAAAACAAUCUGUUGAACGCCUAGAUAUCGAUGCACAAACUGAUUGGCAUAGUAAUAAAUCACCUCCAAUAUCGAAAAGAAAACAAUCUAUUGAACGUCUAGAAAUCGAUGCACAAACUGAAUGGCAUAGUAUUAAAUCACCUCCAAUAUCGAAAAGAAAACGAUCUAUUGAACGUGAAAUUCCUCGUGCACCUUCUUCUCCUCCUCCCCCUCCUUCAUCAAAUAGUAUUGAUGAUAUUCUUCGAACAAUUGCUCAACCAUCACCAUCAUCAACAGAUUCACCUGAAACAAAUUCAUUUUCAUUUCAAUUUGGUAAUAAACGUGGUCGUCCUAUUCCACCACGACCACAAGUUAUAUCAGCUGUUAAAAUAAAUUCAUUAGUUCCACGACAAGUUAUGAAAAAUCGAAAAUAA
This is a messenger RNA of Adineta steineri, 747 nucleotides long. The record is from the annotation of a GenBank genome assembly. NCBI's taxonomy places the organism in Eukaryota, Metazoa, Rotifera, Eurotatoria, Adinetida, Adinetidae.